AGAUUUGUUCUGUAAGGAUUUAUAUCUAGGUAGCCCACCCAUAGCUUGUCUAAAUUAUGCCGCACCGUUUUAUCGCUCUGGGGGCCAAAGGUUGAAAAAAAAAAGUGCCCAUAGCAUAGUUCGUGUGUACAUAUACAUAUUCUCCCAAGAAGACCUCCUAACCUCUCAAUAUCUACCACCAAAUGCGCUUCGUCACCGAUGACCUCGUGGUCGACCGAACCAGCUCUGUUCAAAUACAAGUUAUCGGCGCAGGUCUCCCCCGCUGUGCAACCUCCUCUUUACAAGCAGCCCUGGAAUCCAACUACAUCAACCUCGACCCGUGCAUGCAUAUGGCCCAUGUCUCACCACACGCCGAUCGUGGAACGCUCCUUCUAACGGCACUCCGAGAACCUAAUGCCGCCACACGUCACAAGCUCCUACAUGGCAUCUUCGAUGGAUUCCAAGCGACAACCGAUUUCCCGGGCUGUAUGUUCGCCGACGACCUGAUGGACAUGUACCCCGAGGCCAAGAUUGUGCUGAACAAGCGGCCUGGCGGAGCCCAGAAGUGGGUGCAAUCGAUCAAGAUGCUUUUCUGGGCCGGUUCGCCGGUCUACCGUGUUCUAGGGUACUUAUGGAAGGUAGACCGGAAUUUAUACAGCGUGUGGCGUACAUUUAUGCAGCGCAGCAUGGUGUCUUUCGGGCUUACGGCCGAUGAGCUUUUCACGGCGAAACAUUACGACGCGCACAACGAGUGGGUUUGCGCCGAGGCGGCGAAGCGUGGACGGGAAGUGCUGGAGUUUGAGCCGCGUGAUGGGUGGGCGUCUUUGUGUAAAUUCCUUGGUAAGGAGGCUCCUGGUGAUGAUGAUGAUGAACCAUUUCCGCAUCGCAAUGAUGCCUCUGAGAUCCGCAUGGUCCAGAUCGUGCUGUACGCUAGGGGCGGGCUGUCAUGGGUGGCUCUGGCUGGGGUGGUGUAUGGCAUAGCGAGAUUGGCCGGGGGAGGAAGGAUGUUUUAAUUGGCAUCAUUUAAUGAUGAAAGGUCUCAGUGGUUAUUUCCCAUGUUAUUUAGGGGUCAAAUUGUAAAAGUUGUAUAGUUAUGUUAUAUAAAAGUGGAGCGAAAUUGGUGAAAAUGGCAUUUCCAGCAGGC
Aspergillus ochraceoroseus IBT 24754 is the source of this 1123-nucleotide messenger RNA. RefSeq names its product sulfotransferase family protein. The record is from RefSeq and is a predicted model, not a curated record. Bases 183 to 992 code for a protein of 269 amino acids. NCBI's taxonomy places the organism in Eukaryota, Fungi, Ascomycota, Eurotiomycetes, Eurotiales, Aspergillaceae. The transcript has a single exon.